GCCAUAGACAUGUCUUCCUCAACCCCAUUAAUGGGUAUGAGUUCGAUGGCUAUGGUGUUCUUUACCUCAAUCCAUACACCACUGUAUUCGAGUGCCUGGACACCUAGCAACGCGGGCCAGUACGCCGGGACAUGCAUAUUCCUCAUCACGCUUGCGGCUAUCUUUCGAGCGCUCCUGGCGAUUCGC
This is a messenger RNA of Cyphellophora europaea CBS 101466, 186 nucleotides long. RefSeq lists its product as uncharacterized. Gene Ontology annotation, cellular component: membrane. Gene Ontology annotation, biological process: copper ion transmembrane transport. Gene Ontology annotation, molecular function: copper ion transmembrane transporter activity. Lineage: Eukaryota; Fungi; Ascomycota; Eurotiomycetes; Chaetothyriales; Cyphellophoraceae. The record is from RefSeq and is a predicted model, not a curated record. The transcript has a single exon. The annotation marks the transcript as partial.